Cornus florida is the source of this 750-nucleotide messenger RNA. Its product is annotated as sodium/calcium exchanger NCL1-like. The transcript is spliced from 4 exons. The record is from RefSeq and is a predicted model, not a curated record. Gene Ontology annotation, biological process: calcium ion transmembrane transport; intracellular calcium ion homeostasis. Bases 1 to 750 code for a protein of 249 amino acids. NCBI's taxonomy places the organism in Eukaryota, Viridiplantae, Streptophyta, Magnoliopsida, Cornales, Cornaceae. Gene Ontology annotation, molecular function: calcium:proton antiporter activity. Gene Ontology annotation, cellular component: membrane.
AUGAAAAAUAAAUUGCCCAACUUUGAAGGGCUAGGUCUGGCCCCAUUGGGUUCCAAUCAGGCCAAGUCGGCCCAAAAUCAGGAUCAAGCAAGCCAUGGUGCAUACAAGGAAGAGUUUGUCACCGGCUUCACACGAUGGCUUAGCUCAUCUUACACUCACACUCAUAACUCAACAAAAUCUCAAGAUGAUAUCAAUCAAAAAAAGGGGAAUGAAACGGAGAUGUUGAUGGAUGAGCGGAGUGUUGAUAGGUCUCCAUGGGCAUGGACAAAAGCUACAAUGCUUGUGGUGGUCGGAAUUGUUAUAUUGGCAGUUCUAGCAGAACCACUUGUGCAUAGUGUUCAGGAUUUCUCUAAAAGACCAAAUCUGCCAUCUUUCUUCAUCUCCUUUAUCUUAGUUCCGCUGGCUACUAGUUCUAGGGUUGCAAUUUCAGCAAUCAAACCCGUAAGUCGGAAGAAGCCAAGAACAACUUCUCUAACAUUUUCUGAGAUCUAUGGUGGAGUAUUCAUGAACAAUGUUGUUGGUUUUUCGGUACUAUUAGUGUUGGUUUAUUUUCGGGGAUUGUCGUGGGAUUUCUCAGGAGAAGUAGUGAUGGUUCUACUGGAUUAUGGUGUGAUGGGUGUUACUGCAAGUUUGGUGUCCAUCAUCCCAGUUUGCAUAUCAAUGGUGGCAUACCUGCUGUACCCGCUGUCUUUCUCAUUGUCUACCUUCUUUAUUACUCUUUCUGCGGCUGAAUGCACCAAAAUUGCCUAA